GCCAGCACUGUAACACAGUAUCUGUCCCGAGUCCCCAGCCAAAGGCACAAUGGCAGCCAGCAUUGAGGUUCCUGCGUCCCGCACAGCAAGGCUACUGUCAGCCCUCUUCUAUGGACUCACUUCCUUCCUCAUUGUCCUGGUUAACAAGUCUGUGCUCACUGCCUACAGGUUUCCAGCUUCCACAUUUCUUGCAGUUGGGCAGAUGGGAUUUACAAUUGUUAUACUGUACACAGGAAAAACAAUGGGAUUCAUUACUUUCCCAGAUUUUGACAGACAGAUCCCAAGAAAGCUAUUUCCCUUGCCUUUGCUGUACAUCGGAAAUCAUUUAACAGGAUUAUUAAGUACACAGAAGCUCAGCUUGCCGAUGUUCAGUGUCCUGCGAAAAUUUAGUAUCUUAUUUACUUUAAUCCUUGAGAUGAUCAUACUAAGGAAAAGAUACUCACUAUCUGUUGCUUUAAGUGUAUCAGCCAUGAUGAUCGGCGCUUUUAUAGCAGCCAGUUUUGAUCUUACUUUUAAUUUGGAAGGAUACUGCAUUGUGUUGUUGAAUGACUUGUUCACAGCUUCAUAUGGGGUUUAUACCAAAGAAAAAAUUAACCCUAAGGAAUUGGGAACAUUUGGAGUCCUUUUUUACAAUGCCACAUUCAUGCUUUUGCCAGCAUUAGUUCUCACUGUAUGGACUGGAGAAUUUGAGAAAGCUACACAGUAUACUGAGUGGACAAACAUUUACUUUGCUUUCCAAUUCCUCCUUUCCUGUUCCAUGGGAUUUUUAUUGGUAUAUGCAAUAGUGCUCUGCAGUUACUACAACUCAGCUCUUACCACUACAGUCAUUGGAGCCCUCAAGAAUGUAUCCAUCGCCUACAUCGGAAUUUUUCUGGGUGGAGAUUAUAGUUUCUCUUGGUUAAAUUUUUUAGGUUUAAAUAUUUGCAUGGCAGGUGGAGUGGCAUAUUCUUUUGUAACAUUGUGGGCAAUACCAAAAACAACAGAGAGCAUUCCAAAGACUGCUGUUUGGGACAAAAACAAGAGAGCUGUGUCGCAACGUGUGGAAUCAGACACACACAAGCCUAACGUUAUUUAAGAAAAUUCAGACUGCUGAACAAAACAGCUAAACUUACAUUCUGUUGAAGCCGUUUUAUAACACAUUGAACCUAUGAAAAUGUUUUGUACUUAGACAUGUGUUUUUAUGGCAGAAGAGCCAAAGCUGGAGUUUACACUGUGAAGAACCACA
Nanorana parkeri is the source of this 1225-nucleotide messenger RNA. RefSeq names its product solute carrier family 35 member D2 (gene SLC35D2). NCBI's taxonomy places the organism in Eukaryota, Metazoa, Chordata, Amphibia, Anura, Dicroglossidae. Gene Ontology annotation, cellular component: Golgi apparatus. The transcript has 12 exons. Gene Ontology annotation, molecular function: antiporter activity; GDP-fucose transmembrane transporter activity. The record is from RefSeq and is a predicted model, not a curated record. Bases 50 to 1075 code for a protein of 341 amino acids.